Eupeodes corollae is the source of this 2124-nucleotide messenger RNA. It is a transcript of the gene Ets96B, whose product is annotated as ETV5-related protein Ets96B. NCBI's taxonomy places the organism in Eukaryota, Metazoa, Arthropoda, Insecta, Diptera, Syrphidae. Gene Ontology annotation, cellular component: nucleus. The transcript has 7 exons. Gene Ontology annotation, biological process: cell differentiation; regulation of transcription by RNA polymerase II. Gene Ontology annotation, molecular function: DNA-binding transcription factor activity, RNA polymerase II-specific; sequence-specific DNA binding. The coding region runs from base 1 to 2082 and encodes 693 amino acids. The record is from RefSeq and is a predicted model, not a curated record.
AUGUCUGAGGCUGACUCCUUAAGUUUACAAGACUUUGAGGAUUCUGGAUCCGAGUACGCUCCUACACAAAGUGAUUCAUCAAUUUCAUCGCUUUCUUUUGAAGAUACAUUACCUAGGCCAUUGGGAAUUGUUGUUACAGAGUCCCAGAUAGAAUUACCAGAAAAUGAAAGGCCAAUUGAAUCAGCAGUUGAAGUUGAAAGAAUAAAUGAAUUGAAAACACCUACGAGGAAAAGAAUUGCCAACAAAUCGAAAUGGAAAAAACACGUAAGUAAAGUUCAGCGAAAUUCAGGAAAAUGUUAUAAGACUGUAAAAGGAAUUGUGAAGCCAGCUCGAACGCUAAAUGCACUUGCAUGUCCAUGUCCGUUAAAAUGUCAUCAGCAUUUCAGUGAGAGUAUUUUGCGAAGUAUUUUUGAAAAUUUUUAUAAAAUUGCUGAUCAUGAUUUGCAAAAUGCGUAUUUAUGUGGACAAAUUGGAGUUAUUGAAACAAAGAGAUCUUAUAAGAAGUCUUUGGGCGAAAGCCGUAGAUUUAGUACAAGAAUUUACAAACUUCCUGGUGUCAACAAUGUCGGAAUGAUUGUCUGCAAAAGAUUUUUUAAACAGAUUCUACAGGUAACUGAUGGUCGUAUUACUCGUGCACUCAAGCAUAGAACACCUGGAAGUGGAUCAACAACACAAAUUUUGGACCAAAGAGGAAGGCAUCCACCUCAUAACAAGACGACCGUUGAAGCUACAGAACUCAAAAUUUUAAUUUGCAUUUUCGAGCUCCAGUUUCUGACAGUUGCAAGAAAUGCGAUUCUUAAUGUAAAAAUCGAGGCUGCAGAUGAUCCUUCUGAAAAGCAGAGAAUAACGAGCGAAAGAGAUUUACACCACCGAAAAGCUGAAUCAGCUAGAAAUUUGCAACGUGAUAGCUGGUUUCAUACACAUCAUCACCAUUCACACCCCCAUCACCAUCAUCACCACCAUCAUCAUCAUCCACAACUAGAAGACCUCGUUUAUCCAGGACAAGCUCACCACCAUCCCUGCAAAUUCGGAUUAGAAAGUUCCGAAGGAUAUUUAAACUCAAGGUAUAAUGCUAACGUCAAAGGAGUUCGUAAUGAAAGAACAUCAUCUUUUUUCGACAUACCUGCUGUGACGCAUCCCUAUUGCUACAGAUUCCCGUCAACAACUCCAACUGGGAUGCUGAAGAAGACCGAUGAUGGUACCAACUUGGAUGUGUCUUUUGGAAGUAAUUCGCCUGCGCUGUCAAUGAGCCAUCAUUUCCAUCACCAUACAAAAAUUGAACAUCCUGAUUCAACUACAGCGACGACAACGGCAACGGUGGCGACGUCAGUGAACAACAAUUUGAAUUCCUUACAUCCUUCUGCCCACCUGACAACCGCGAAAUCAUCAGAAAACAGUUAUCCUUCCUACAACAGCGGAUAUAAUAUUCAAAGGGUUGGUGAAUCCUCCACAGUGAGUUCGUCUGAAAGCGAAAUUAAAUAUGAAAACGCCUACAACCCAUCCGCGUAUACAUUGCGUCCAGUCGAGUCUUCCCUCGUCAGUUCCACAGAGUCCGAAAUAAAGUUCGAAAAUUUAUAUACCAGCUGUAAUCCAAUAUCAGGUAAUACAAUCAACCAACGGCGUGGUUCCCUGCAGUUGUGGCAGUUCCUUGUUGCAUUAUUGGAUGAACCUUCGACCAGCUCCAGUUGCAUUGCAUGGACUGGCAGAGGAAUGGAAUUCAAGUUGAUUGAACCGGAAGAGGUAGCUCGACGAUGGGGAAUACAGAAGAACCGACCAGCUAUGAAUUAUGACAAGUUGUCUAGGAGUCUCCGAUACUACUACGAAAAGGGAAUCAUGCAAAAAGUCAAUGGAGAAAGAUAUGUUUAUAGGUUUGUCUGUGAUCCUGAGGCAUUGUUCAAUAUGGCUUAUGGUCAUCUCAAUGCAAAAGGACAAUGCGAAAGUCACUUUAUGCCAACUACUGGUGUGAAGACAUCAGUAAAUUCUUUGGACCACUUGAAUUUGGGAAGGGACAUUGAGCAUUCGGAUGUUAAGUCGGUGUCGGACUCUCUGUAUUAUGGGGAAUCCUUACAAAAUAAGUACUAACUUCCAGAAUGAUAAAAUUAUAAGAAUAUAUUACUGUGGAAU